Trypanosoma brucei brucei TREU927 is the source of this 1290-nucleotide messenger RNA. RefSeq lists its product as hypothetical. The record is from RefSeq and is a predicted model, not a curated record. The coding region runs from base 1 to 1290 and encodes 429 amino acids. NCBI's taxonomy places the organism in Eukaryota, Euglenozoa, Kinetoplastea, Trypanosomatida, Trypanosomatidae. The transcript has a single exon.
AUGGCAGAAGCGGACUGUUCCCCAUACGGAGCUAAAAGGGAUGACCGAGCUUUGGUGGUAAGUGGACUUAAACGCACAGUAUCUACUGCGUCCCGAAAUGCCCUGUAUGCGGCUGCGGGACGACUCGCCUUUGGUGUGGUAACCGGUUUAUUGAAGAGCGGCCUGCGGACCGGCGUACACAAAGUAUUUUUAAGAGAGGUUCUAUCCGCUGAUCCUCUCAAAUGGGCAUUCCUUUCGGCGGGACUAUCUUGUUUUCGACUUUUGAAGCACAUUGCAUCGAAACUAUGUUCCCAUUUGUCGAUACCCGAGAAAUUCUCCUAUGUAGUCGCGGGCUUUAUAUCUGUUCUACCAGUUAUGGUAAUGGAGAGAGGAACAAGGGUCGAACUUUGUCUCCAUGUUCUCGUCCGGGCUCUUCAGGUAGUAGGGACAAGCUGUGUUUUGCCUCUGUUUCCUAAGGUGUUCAGAGAUUUCGAGCACUAUGAUAUUGUAGUAAUGUGCCUUAGCGCGUCGCAAAUACUUUACGGGUUCGUGUUUGCACCAUACACAAUGCCACCUUCAUACCUGAGCUUUCUGUCUAAAACAUCAAUGCUCGACGAGCGCGUGGUUCGGAGUUAUGCGGGGCUUACACGACACCAAAUUUCACCUGAACUUGUUGAGUUGUGCGUCGAAAGGGGACGCAGGCUUCCUCAUGACCCCAGCGAACACCUUAGUGUCUGUUGUUCCUACGCCCACGAGGGUUUGACAUGCAAUCAAUUUUGUUUUAUGCUCUUCUGUAAAAAUAUGGUUCAAGUCGGUCUACCAUUGUAUCUACCACUAAAGGUGGCCACUAUCGUCGUCCAGUACAAAAAGUUGAUACGCAAACCAUUGCAGUCACUGUGCCGGGCUGCUCGGUCGGUGUUUUUCAGUACAUUGUUCUUGGCUCUGUAUUCGGUUUGCAGCACCAGGUACGCUUGCCUUGCAGCGCAGAGGAACAUACGUGGUGGUCUUUUGUUUGCAAUUGCUAGCUCACUUGCGGGGAUAAGUACGCUUAUUGAGCCUAAAGGGAGGCGAGCAGAUUUGGCGUUUUACUGUCUCAUAUAUGCCAUCCGAUCGUUUGUUUUGACUCAAUGUCAAUUUGGGAGGCUACCGUAUCCACGUCAAAGCUCCAUAUUCAUGUUGUACCUUUUCUCCGUUGUGCUUCUAAUUUUUCAGUACGACUAUGAUCCUGACAAACUUGAUCAUCGGUCUCGAUAUGUCAUAUCGAGGAUUGCUGGCGGAGAGAUCUUAACACCCACUGAACAGUAUGAAUGA